Molecule: messenger RNA, 4910 nt
Organism: Ostrinia nubilalis (European corn borer)
Lineage: Eukaryota; Metazoa; Arthropoda; Insecta; Lepidoptera; Crambidae
Gene: sit
Product: very long chain fatty acid elongase AAEL008004-like
Exons: 6
Coding region: 448-1350 (300 amino acids)
Biological process (GO): fatty acid elongation, polyunsaturated fatty acid; fatty acid elongation, saturated fatty acid; sphingolipid biosynthetic process
Cellular component (GO): endoplasmic reticulum membrane
Molecular function (GO): fatty acid elongase activity
Source: RefSeq, a predicted model, not a curated record
UUAAGCUGAAACUGUGCAGCGCUACUGACCUUCACCUUCUAUUGCAAAAAAGAGAGCCUUCAUCGCGUAAAUUCAACCAUUCAUCAUCUAAAACGAAGCCUCUUUUUUAUGAGGAAAAACUUGCUUAUUGCACCGACCACUAAUUAGCAGAUUCAGGCGUUUCAAUGAACGUAAACUCAUUCAUCGGAGGCUUAGAUGCGCAAGAGCAUUGCUUGUCCAGAGCCUGCGGCAGUCGUGAUCCGACCUUUGCAACGAGAGGACGUGCCGACCAUUCUCUCUCCAAUCGGCUACUGGCCGAAAACGAUCGCGGGUGAAUUUAAAAAUAAUAUUUUUUAAAUUUGGAAUUUUGUGUCAUCUCUUGGAAUAAGAGAAGAUAUCCAAAGGCAGUCGGUGACAGCAUAAAAUGCAGGAGAGCCUCUCAUGACAUCGGCGUUGAACUGAAGAAUAAUGGCGCUGUCAAACAACUCCAUCUCGAGGACCUACCAAAGGCUCUUCGUAGAUCUAGCUGAUCCCCGUACCAACGACUGGUUCCUGAUCACCAGCCCGAUCCCGGGACUGACCAUCAUCGGACUAUACCUGUACUUCACGCUGAAAUGGGGCCCGCGGUACAUGGCCGACAAGAAACCCUUCCAGCUCCAGAAAACGCUGGUGGUGUACAACUUUAUACAAGUCAUUGUCAGCUGCUGGUUGUUCUUUGAGGGCCUAGACGCGGGUUGGUUGCGGACUUACAGCUGGAAAUGUCAGCCAGUCGACUUCUCCCGGUCGCCGGAAGCAAUGAGAGUCGCCAGAGGCGUCUACAUCUACUUCCUUGCAAAGAUAUCCGAACUGCUAGAUACAGUUUUCUUCGUCAUCAGGAAAAAAGAGCGGCAGAUCACGUUCCUCCAUUUGUACCACCACACAGUCAUGCCGAUGAUUUCGUGGGGGGCCACGAAGUACUACCCCGGGGGCCACGGGACCCUCAUAGGGGUCAUCAACUCGUUCGUCCACAUCAUCAUGUACACGUACUACAUGUUGGCAGCCAUGGGACCCCAAUAUCAGAAAUUUCUGUUUUGGAAACGGCAUAUUACCACUUUGCAAAUGCUGCAGUUCUGCAUAGCGUUCCUGCACUCCUCCCAGCUUCUGUUCUACGACUGCGGCUACCCGCGGUGGUCGGUCGUCUUCACCCUACCCAACUCAAUAUUCUUCUACUACUUAUUCUACGACUUCUACUACAAGGCUUACGGCAAGCCUGCCGAAAGAAUACAGAAUACUGCAGCACCAAAAGAAGAUAAAGAAUACGUGAAACAAGAAUACAAAGUCGCCAAUGGGAUCAAAAACGGGAAGAUCAGUGAUGGAAAGAAAGUGGACUAAUAACGGUGUAAAUACGAAUUUAGAAGUAGGCUACAGGAAUUCUACUGGUUCUCACUCUUCAAGUUACAUGUCUAUGUACAUAUUUAAGGAAAUGUGCUGAUAUAGAUGUGAUAAAAUGGUAUUUCUUAUAAAUAGUCGACUGUUCUUCUUUGUCGAUUAACAUUAUUUUGUUUACGAUUGUUUUGUUUACUCGUGUAUCGUUCGCAAGAUUAUUACUGAUAAAGAAUUUUAAUAAACCUGCCACUUAAAGAAUAUAAUGUAAAAAUUAAUAGGUUUUUCUGACACUUCUAAACUCUCGAAACUUACACGUGUAUAUUUUUUAUAUAAUACGAAUUUAGAAGUAAAAACCUAUUGUAAAUAGAUAUAUUUAAAAAAGUAAACUGCUUUGAUGUCACAGCUUUGAUCAUAAUAGCAUUUUUUUAUAGCAAUAGCAAAAUUUGCGUACAAAAUAAAAUAUGAAUAUUGAAAUCUAUUCAAGUUUACUUUUUAUAAGCACUCAUAGAAUAUUCUAGGGUUUGCAAAAAAAUAAUAUUUUUCAAAAAUAUAAGAGAAUUUUUUUCUCGCCGAGGCUGCGAGGCUACCAUAUAAUUUAUGAACUGAUUGUUUUAACGCCGUUUUUUGCAGAAGUGUAAAGAAAAAGAAAAUAAAAAGAUGUAAAGCCCCCAACACACUAGCCGCGAUCAUGCUCUGUGAUGUUUUCGACGCGCAUCAUGUGUCAAUACUAUCUUGCAUGUGUGAUUGGGGCCUUACUUCUUUACGUCCGUAAUGAUGACGUAUUAAAUACCAUUAAAAUAUGGUGCUGAUUGCAGUUUGUGUUUUUCCUUUAACGAUGUAUGUUAAAAUAUGUUUCUGCCUUCGAUUCUAGCAACUGUGUUAUUAUGUACUUUGUCUAGGGUGAAAUGUUUUAGUUACUUUAUCUUGUAAGGCAAAUGCUCAAUUUUCUAAUGUAGUUGACACAGAAGUGAUGCUUCUGCUAUUAUUGAAAAAUAUGUUACCAGUAUGUAAAAGUUCUAUAUAGCAAUAAAUUUGUUUUUACUGUAUUGAUCUCGUAAAAAUUUUAAAAUGCAAUGAAAGAAGCAUCGUGAACUCUACAACUACAUCCAGAGAAAAACAAACCAGUGUUUUUUAAUGGGAUUUUAGGAAACAGUUCUCGUACUUUUAUAUAAAACUAGCUUUCCGCCCGCGGCUUCGCCCGCGUGGAAUUUUGUCUGUCACAGAAAAACUUUAUCGCGCGCGUCCCUGUUUCAAAAACCGGGAUAAAAACUAUCCUAUGUUCUUUCCCGGGACUCAAACUAUCUCUAUGCCAAAUUUCAUCAAAAUCGGUUGCGAGGUUUAAGCGGGAAAGCGUAACAGACAGACAGACAGACAGAGUUACUUUCGCAUUUAUAAUAUUAGUUGGGAUAGAUAGAUUAUAAUACUAUAUCAUGUGGUCCAUCCUAAUAGACUAAGAGCUAGUGAACACCAGACUUAUGUAGUUUCAUAAAAGCUGAAAGUUUGUCAGCGCAUGCUCCCACAUAGGUAAGAUUUGGGUCAUCGUGGCUUUAGCAGCUACCCUAAAAUGGUUUUCUGGCAAUCAAUGAAGUGGUAGCAGCAAGUGGUAUAAAAUAAAGUAGGUCUGGCGUUCACUAGCUCUAAACCUCGAUUCACACAUAUCAGUGAAGCCACAGUUCCGUCACAGUGUCCGUUCAGUUCAGUAUCAGUGUAGAACUGAUGUGUCAGUGAAAUAUUUUGAAUAUUUUGAAAUGUCAGAGAGCUGUUUCAAUUUUCUUAUUCAGAAACUAUGCACUGAGAGCACUGUGUCGUCACUGACACUGACAAGUGGGGAUGCGUUCAUAGAAACUGUAUGAAAGAAUAUUUCGCACUGUGCCGGUACUGAGCCUGAACUGUGACUUCACUGAUAUGUGUGAAUCGAGCUUUAGUCUAUAAUAGAACAUUUAAUAGACAGUGAUCGUCAUUUAUUUUUACGAGAUCAAUCAAUAAAACUUAGUAGAUAUAUUAUUAAUCGCGUUAAACAAAUGGCAUACAAAGUUGUAUUUAGAGUAGUAAUUAAGUAAGCACAUAUUAAAAGGUAUUUUACUAUUUUAACGUUUCUUCCAAAACGAGAUACAGGACUCUCGAUGGUUGAUAAAUAAUAUAUACGACUCUAGGUACUAAGAUUUAAAAUUUAAAUUUGCUGUAAGCAAUGUAUGACAUUUUAAAAUUCUUGUCAAUUAAUGUGAAAACUUGUAGUUUGUUUAGCAUUUUCAAGCAGUAUUGAAUGUCUUCCAAAUGUUUCUUCUAUUGGACAGCUAAUAGCAGAAGGGUCUUAAAUUGUUAUUGCAUACUUAUCAACUUCCAUAAUGACAAUUUUGAAUUUAUGCUGUACCACUAAGUAAGUAUAAUUUGAGAGUGCAAAGUAUCUAAGAUUAGAAGGUUCAAGGUAGACUUUCGUACACUGACGUUGAACGAAGUUGGACGCGAUUUGUAGUAUAAAUUAUAGAACUUGCGUAUAGAACAUGGUCGCAUGUUCAAUAUCUACGUCGAAUGACGCUUUUGUCAGCAGGCAAGUCUGACGUACUUCUCUGUAUGGCACAAACAUUGGCCUCAACACUGGUGCCAAUGCCAAUCAUCCAACGUGUGGGUCUAGAAAAUAUUAGCACCGACGUUGGAACAUCUUCACGUUGGCUCUGACGGGUUAAGGCUAGGUGUAAGCCAACAUGUGAACGCCCUAAGAAAUUUAUCGCCCAACGUUGUUACAAGCAUUGGUGGCAAUGUGUGGUGUCGGGGUAAGCCAGUAUCUUUGCCAAGCGGUAGGAAAAGUAGAGUUGGUGGUAGAGCUGGAAAAGCUAAGGAUUGAAAAAACAAAAGAUUGCGAAUAAGAUACCAUGAAACCACAUUAUCCACACCUAUUCGGAUGAAUUGUAGAGAGAAAUCUUUAGACUUUAAAGUAUAAGACCCUUUGAAACGUAUUUUUGAUGUUUAGAGUUCGAAUACGAAUAGAUUAGUAAACCUUUGGCCAUUCUUACACUUUCCCGGACAGUAAGGCCCAGAACAGACGGUGAAACGCAACUGCAACGAAACUGCAACUGCUAGUUACUUUUGAGUUGCAUCUAAGUUUCUGCCAUAGCGUCCGUUGAGAGACCACACAUGACGCGACCAGUUUGAAACUUUCAGUUUCAGUUUCAUUCAUCAGAAUGAUCAGAAAGUUGCAGUUUCGUUGCAGUUGCGUUUCACCGUCUGUUCUGGGCCUUACCCAGACACAAUAGAAGUUUAAUUGUUAUGACUAUGCUAGCAGUUCACUGCCCAGGAAAGUGUUAAACGGUUAGUUUGAUUGUAAAUGUAAAUUCAAUAGGUACCUAACAAAUACUACAAAAUACUUUUUCAAAUUAAAAAAUAAGUGACGCAUUAAGAAUUUGACUAUUUAAGUUGAUAAGUGUGCAAUAAUUUAAAUAUUGACUGAACUUAGUCACGAAAAUCUCUGACUGUAAAUUAUUAGGAUUUUCAAAUAACUAAUAGUUGUGUUAAAGGUUAUGAAGUGUACAAUAUUGUAUGAUUUAAAUAUAGGUAUGCGUUAUACAAUA